UUUUAAAUAAGUCAGUGAGUCAAUGUAAAACUGCCUUAAAACCAAAUUAAAUGGCGGAAGAUUGAUAAAAUAAUUUCCCUGAACGAACGCAUGCUGUUUUUAAAAGUGCACGAAUAAAUUUAAUACUUUUUUUUAGUACAAAAAUAACAAAAUAGCUAAUAAGCAUAAAAAUGUCACGUUCCGUCCGCGCCGAAACUAGGAACAGAGUAAAAGACGACAUCAAAAGAGUCAUGCAAGCUGUUGAAAAAGUUCGCCAUUGGGAGAAAAAAUGGGUUACGAUAGGUGAAACCACAAUGAAAAUUUACAAAUGGGUUCCUAUAUCAACUAAUGAACAGAAGAAGAAACAUGCCGCAAGAAGGGAAAAUAAAGAAAAUGCUCUGACUCCAAAAAAGAUUCAUGACUCUUCGAAUUCUAAUUUUGGGAUGGCGGAAGACUCCAAUACAUGUUUUUCAACAGUCAGUGACUCACAGGGGCCCACCGAGUUCACUUCUACAUCAAUGAACUUCUCAGAAGACUCCAACUCGCAAAGUAGUGGUACAACGACACCCGCUAAACGGUUAAAAACUGAUUGAAGUUUAGUGUAGUAGAUUAAUAAUAUGAAUAAGUGUGUUAUGAAGAAAUUUAUAAAUUAACCUUUGGGUAUGUCGAAAUGUGAAUUACUCAAAUACCAGAAAGUGGAAAUGUUUCUAACUGUAGUUAAAAGCUUGAAAUAUAGACAACAUAAUUUUCACCACGAUAAAGCUACAUAAUACCAACAAUUCUGUUAUGAAAGAUAUGCAUCAAAGGUAAGCAACCUUUUGUAUCAGCAUUUAGCCUAAAUAUGAUUGAUUCUGUCCCUCAACAAAUAAAAAUCUGAGAAACGACACCCUUUUAAAGGACAUACAUUUCCCAAAAUGUAUACACAUUGGAUUUUCCAGAGACAUCUAUAGAUGAGAUGAAUACCUUAGCUCCCCGGUGGUGUCAUGCGGGGUCCAUAAUAUUAGGGAGCAAGGGACAUAGAGCAAGACCAUUCUUGAUAGUUUCUGGUGUUCAACAUUAAUUCAAUCUAUGACAUAAUGAAGCUUAAUAAGAUAUUGUUAAAGCCCAAUAAUCUAUAAGAAGUUGUAUAAUUUAUUUGAGAUUGUCGAAAUUUUGCUACAUAUAUUUUUCUUAAACAGCCUAAGGACGUAAAGACAAGAUAAAGUAAUUCCAUUAUUUUUUCACUCUAUGCAUUAUAUUGUAAAGUAAUUCUAGCAGAGUUAUAAAGUAACAAAAUAAAAGAUUGUUGAAUUUAAAUGUUUUAGGCACGUGUGGUUCUGAACAUUGACAAACUAUGCUAAAAGCAAAACAUUGACAUGGCCUUGAACUGGUGCCAUGUUAUUUUAUUUCAAAUUUAAUUAUAAUUUAUAUUUGUAAUGUGUUCAAAAUUCAAGAGAGCCGAGUCCAUGCUAAAUACAAGAGAUGUUUCUGCUGUGUUUGGUAGUCUGCAUUUGAAUUUGUUUAUGACUUAACAACAAAGCGAAGAUCUUCCACCGGGCGGGUGUUGCUAGGUAGACCGACAGACUGAAUGUUGUUGUUCAGAACUUGUAUACAUGCAAACUUAUCUUGAAAAUGUCAUAAGCAAGAUUCAGGCAUCUGACAAAUCUUUUGUUAUAUGAUGGCUACCCGCCACAUGUUACCGAAGUGAUGAUAGCUUAAACAAUCAAUUAAAAGUUUCAAUACACAUUUAAUAUUUGAACGGAGUAUUUUGUGGAUCUCAUAAAUACUCAUAAUGCAAGAAGUAUGCUGUUUUUGAACUGAACCAACAUCUAUUUGAGAACACAUUGUUAUGUUCCAACAUGUCGUCUUCUCGCAUUAAAACUGUAUAAUAUCAAAAUUUACUAAAUUUACAGGAGAGUGUUUUAAAGGUUUAAAGGUUGUGAUAUGUAUUAAUUUUGUUAAUUGAAUAGUAGUCAAAACAUAAAUAGCUAAAAAAAAAACUAAAACUAAACUACGCUCUUUUGACAGUAUUUAUGAGAAAAAUACCGGUGAUACAAAAUGAUUACGCAUAUUAUCUCGAUUUCGAAUAUUUUAAGAAAUUGUACACUUUUAAUGCGAAAAGAUGAUGUAUGCACAUGUUCCAACUGUUUCUAACAUUACAAUAUAAAGUGUAAUUAAUUUAAUUUAAAGAUUUGGAUCAAAGCUUCUGUUAUUUAUAUUUAAUAUAGUUAGGUGUCCAUUAAAUAAAUAAAUAAAAAUGUAAAUACCCAUAAUUAUCAGUAUCCGUAUCCGGACCUAAAAAAUGAAGUGUCUUCAAAUUAUAUCGAAGUGUAGAUAUGUAAUAAUACCAAUUAAAAAGUUGUACAUACAAUAUGUGACACAAUUAUUAACCCUUUUAGUGCUGAGCUUUUCAAAUAUUAUGCAGAAAUGGCAAAGGGAUUUAAAAAGAAAGUUCCUUAUAAAAAACUUUAACUUAAAAAAAAAAGAAGCUAAAUUCACAGCAAAACAAUUUUAAAUAGUUAUUAAAAGCUUUAAAUGCGUCCGUACAGGUCGAUACUUAAUACAAAUACUCAAACAGCACAAUAGUCGGUAUUCCGACGCUCCGCACUUUAUACGCAUAGAGAGUCGAACUAUCGACGGUUCACGCUCAAAGGGUUAAUAUGUAAUUAACGCCCGGUUCCACAAUGCAUGGCGCAUUCACGCAGCUUCAAAAGACCGGGCACGUCACAUUUCAUUGUGUGUGCCUGCCGGGCCCCGCUAAUGAUCUAAAAAUGAAGGUGUAACUGUAAUGAGACUUUAUUAUUGAUUCUUCCACUAAAAGCUUCCAGUACCGGCUCGGAACGAGUUCAAAACGAAGCUCACCACUGCGGUGGUCAGCCUACGGUUCGUGUGCUGAAUGCGAGUUUUUUAGCUUCCCUCCGUUUGCCGCCAGGGGCGCUGUUUUAACUCCAUACAAAUUGGAGUUAACUUUGACGCGAUCGAGUACGUUAAAAAACUCGCAUUAAGCAGUAGUGUGUACGUGUAGUACGUGACCACUCUCAGUGUGACGGGAGACGAUCGAAGUUGAAACAGCUUGUAUAUAUUUGUAGAAAAAUCUGUACAUAUGUUUAUUUUAAAUUAUAAGUUAGAUUUAAAAGUUUGAGAAGCAGCUCAUUGUAUUCGUAUCACGACAGAUUACUUUCAAGGCAUUUUUUUUAAAACGAAAAACUACGUAACUAUUUAGUACGGUCGCUCAAAGUGAAACUGCUUCUUAGUACGAAAUUUUAAAAAGAAAAUCGUGCUCUCAUCGUAAAGGUUUUAAUAAGAAAUAGCACUACACACUAAAGCAGGGGUGAGCAACCCGUUUAAUCAAUGAGCCAAUUUUAAUUUUAAUUUUUUUUUGACUGGCCGCACAUAAAUUUCCUCUUAUUAAUCUUAUUAAUGUCUCUUAUUCAUCUAAUUUUUUUAUUAAUAAUUUACGAAACUUAUAAUAAAUAUUAGAAUAGAAAAUAAUAAAACUAGAAAAAAGUAAAGAUUACAUAUACAAAUUUUAAUUCAAGAUAAAAGAACAAACAAGAAAAGAACAAGUGAAAAAGUCGAUAAAUUCAAAGAAUUGAAUUCUAGAAAGAAAUUCUAGAGCCAAGCCAAUUAGAGGCACAUGUUGCUCAUCCUUGCACUAGAGGGUAUAAACACCUGACACUGACAUUGACACGACAAAGCUCUUGUACUAAACUCUAGUUAAACUAAGAUCUGGUCGUGGCCUAAAGGUUAAGACGGCCGGUGAAUUCGGAUCGAACGAUGCGACUGUGUCCGUGUUCAAAUCUGGCAGGCGGGUUCCAGUUUUUCUAAGGAAAUACGUAUUGAAAGCACGUAGAGAUCAAACAAGAACAAAAACGUAUAUUUUUCUUAACCACUGGCGGUAAUUUAUAUUGUGGCUAGCGAUAUUCACGUUGUAUUACCAUCACUUAACAUCAUACAGGUCGUGAACUCGAUGCAUUAAGAGAAAAUACAAAAAUUUAGAAUGACUUGACAUUUUGACUUGACAACAAAGACUUGUAAUAUUGACAAUUAUUAUUAUUUAUUUAUUUUAUUUUAUUAUUUUAUUUAUUGGGUACCAACGUGUUAUACAUCAGCACAGAACAUUACAGGUAUCAUAUACAUUGAUUUGACACUAAAUGCUAACACAAUUACAGGUACCGACUGCAUGCAUUGAUAAAAAAAAGCGGUUCGUUGUAUAAUACUAGAGAAAAAAAAACUACAUAUAACAUUACAUGAAAACCUUACAUUAUUACACGUUUACUACCAAAUAGCGUAUUUACUUAAUUGAAAAAGCUCAUUGAACAAUGUUUUUCUUUCACUUACAAAAAUUGAUUUUCAUGUUGAUUCUCCGAAAAGUGAUCUCGAAAAUCUAGUUUCAACGAGACCGAAGCAGUUUCACUUUGCAGUGUGCUUAGUGCGAGUUUUUUAACGUUCUCGAUAGCGUAAAAGUUAGCCAAAUUUUGAAUGCAGUUGGAACAGCGCCCCUAGCGGCGAACGUAGGCAAACGAUCCCAUUCCAUACAAUAAAUAAGCUAACUUUUACGCUAUCGAAAACGUUAAAAAACUCGCACAAAGCACACAGAACCUAUCGGAACACGACAGCAACAAGCCAUGUAACUUAUACAAUUUUUAAUAAAAGACGAUUUUUACAA
Molecule: messenger RNA, 4627 nt
Organism: Bombyx mori (domestic silkworm)
Lineage: Eukaryota; Metazoa; Arthropoda; Insecta; Lepidoptera; Bombycidae
Gene: BCL7-like
Product: B-cell CLL/lymphoma 7 protein family member A
Exons: 3
Coding region: 171-572 (133 amino acids)
Source: RefSeq, a predicted model, not a curated record